Molecule: messenger RNA, 1788 nt
Organism: Lactuca virosa
Lineage: Eukaryota; Viridiplantae; Streptophyta; Magnoliopsida; Asterales; Asteraceae
Source: the annotation of a GenBank genome assembly
AUGGCUUCCAGCUUCCUUCCUUUCCUCCUCCUCCUCCUCCUCUCGUUCUCCCUAAUCUCCGCCGCCAAUCCCGUUCCUAAAGCCACAAUCUUCCGGCAACAGCUCACCUCCGAUCCCACCGCCACUAACGACAUCCCACCCACCACUUUCUUUGAAGUAACGAAACCAAUCCAACUCCCAAACACAAAACCCUGCUCAACCCUUCUUCUACAACAUGAUUUCGGAUACACCUACGGCAGUCCACCAGUCUCCGCCCAAUAUACCCCGCCGUCAAAUUGCCCAUCAACCGAUUUUGCAAAAAUUGUUCUCGAAUGGACAGCUACAUGUAAAGGUCGUCAAUUCGAUCGGAUUUUUGGGGUUUGGCUCGGCGGCGUUGAGCUGCUCAGAAGCUGCACAGCUGAACCUAGAGCCACCGGGAUUGUUUGGACUGUGAAGAAGGACAUUACUAGGUAUUAUUCAUUGCUUAUGUCCAAUCAAACACAAACACUCGAUGUUUAUUUGGGAAAUAUUGUUGAUAGUACUUACACCGGUAUAUACCAUGUGAAUGUUAGUAUUCAUUAUUAUCCCUUCGAGAAGAAACCUGUUAAUUCGAAUCAUGCCCAUAACGAAUGGGCUGAUUUGAUUAUACCCAUUUCAAGAAACUUACCAGGGAACGAUGGAUUAUGGUUCGAAAUCCAGAAUUCAACUGAUGUAAAGUCAAAACAGUUUGCGAUUCCCCAAAAUGCAUAUCGAGCUGUUCUUGAAGUGUAUGUCUCAUUUCAUGAAAACGAUGAGUUUUGGCCUACAAAUCUCCCUAACGACUAUAUUUCAGCUAAUAAUUUAUCUGGGUAUCCUGGUGAUGGACCUUUUAGAGAGGUUAUUGUAAGUUUAGAUGGAAAAAUAGUUGGCGCAGUUUGGCCUUUCACUGUAGUUUUCACAGGAGGUAUUAAUCCAUUAUUAUGGAGACCAAUAACUGCGAUUGGAUCAUUCGAUCUCCCUUCAUAUGAUAUUGAAAUCACUCCGUUUCUUGGAGCACUUUUAAAUGGAAAACUCCAUGAUUUCGGUUUUGGUGUCACAAAUGCUUUGAAUGUUUGGUAUAUUGAUGCAAAUUUACAUGUAUGGUUGGAUGCAAAGAGUGAGAAGACAAAAGGGAUGUUUUUGAAUCAAAAAAUCUCUCCACUUCAUGAAUCUUUGGUGUCCAAUUUCACGGGUCUUAAUGGGACAUUCCUUACUAGUGUCCAAAGGUCAAUAAAGUCAAACGGAUGGGUAGAAUCGUCAUUUGGGAAAAUAGUAACCGAGUCAACUCAAGAUUUCAAUUACACUAACAUCAUGGUGAUGUCGAAAAAUGGGGAUUUACAAAUUGUGAACCAAAUAAUCGAGUUUAAUGACAGUGUCGAUUUCAAGAUUCCAUCUUUUGUUCAUAACACAAAAUCUUUAAAAUCUUUUUCUUUUUAUAUAUACUCGGAUACAGUGGACAAAGGAGGCAAAAGCUAUGAGGAGGUGGCGAAUGUUACUUUGGGUUUCAAUGAGAAAAAGAUCGAUAAUUUUGGUUCUAAAUCUUCAUCAAGUGUUCUUGAAAACAUACAAAAUGGUCACGGCUCGAUGUUUGUGAAAGGGAAUUUAGUUGUUAGUGGUUUGGGGAGUACACAAGAGAUGUAUAAUUAUAGUGAUGAUAAAUUCUGCUAUUUUAGGGACAUAAGUAGCUCAAAUUACACAAUUAUUUAUGAUAAAGAGGGAGAUACAUGCACUAAAUCGAAAAAAUCAAGAUCCAAAUUUUCAACGGGUAAAAGUUUGCAUUUUCCUGCUUGA